Messenger RNA from Cotesia congregata, 4170 nucleotides. Lineage: Eukaryota; Metazoa; Arthropoda; Insecta; Hymenoptera; Braconidae. The record is from the annotation of a GenBank genome assembly.
AUGGAUGCCACCAAAACGACGACUAAUCCAAAUCCUCGGGAGAAAGCCAAUUUUUUAUCAGUCUUAUUUUGGACAUGGACACUGAAACUUUUUAGAACUGGAUAUUCUAAAAUUUUAGAACCAGAGGAUUUAUUUGAUCCGCUAAAAAUCGAUCGAUCGAGUGUUCUUGGUGAUAGAUUAGAAAAGCAAUGGAAUUUAGAAUUAGAAAGCACCAAGAAAUCGAAACGCCGUCCAAACUUUUUGAAAACUAUUUUUCGAUGUUUUGCAUGGGAAUAUUUCAUGUUUGGAAUAUUACAUACCUUCAAUGAAUUUAUUCUUCGAUUAGGAACGCCAUUACUUUUAGGACAGCUCUUAAGAUAUUUCCGAGGAACUGGGGGCAGUUAUUAUAAUGAUGCAUUAAUGUACGCUGGUGGAAUUUGUUUAGCAACAGGAAUUAAUGCCAUUACUUUAAAUCAAUCAAUUUUCGGAGCAUUUCAUCUUGGUGGUAAAAUACGUAUUGCCGUGUGUUCAGUUGUUUAUCGCAAGGCUUUGCGAUUAAGUACGACAGCGUUAGGUGAAACCGCACCGGGAAAAAUAGUAAAUUUGGUAGCAAACGAUGUCAAUAGAUUUGAUCUUGUAUCAAUCUUUCUUCACCACAUGUGGUCAGCACCGUUAACGACAAUAAUAAUAGGAUACUUUUUAUAUACAGAGGCUGGUUAUGCUGGCAUACUGGGAAUUGGGGCUGUAUUUAUUGUUGUACCAAUCCAAUCAUAUACUGGUAAACUGUCGUCAAAGUUUCGCUUACAAACGGCGAUCAAGACCGAUGAACGUGUCCGUUUAAUGGAUGAAAUAAUAUCUGGUGUGCAAGUGAUCAAAAUGUAUGCAUGGGAAAAACCAUUUUGUACAAUGAUAGCGUUAGCGCGAAAAUUAGAACUUAAAGUGGUGCAAAAAAAUUCGUGGAUUCGGGGUAUUUUUAUGACUUUUAAUUUAUUCACAACACGUGUCGCUAUUUACUGUACACUUGUUGGUAUGUUAUUUUUUGGCCAGCAAAUAACUGCCGAAAAAGCAUUUGUCUUUUCAUCGUUGUUUAAUAUAUUAGCGCACACAAUGUCUGCAAUGUUUGUUCGUGGUAUUGCUGAAAUAGCUGAAUGUAUCGUAGCUGUUCGAAGAUUACAAUAUUUCCUGAUGUACGAUGAAGUCGAAAAUGUCAAUCGCACUGUUUAUUCUGGGAGAUUAUCUGUAGAUCAUGGAAGUAUUGGUGUCAAUAAUAAACUGUCAUCAUCAACAAAGUUUGAUUUACCGUACAUUGAUGAUGAAAGUAAUGAUGUGACUUCUGAUACUAUCAAUACAAAAUUAAUAAGACAUAAUGAACCAACUAGUGUUCCACAAAAUAAGCAUCAAAAUGAUAAAAACAAAUCAUGGGCCGUUAAACUUACAAACGUAACAACAAAGUGGGAACCGAGUAAUCCGGAAAACACUUUACAAGAUAUUAACUUUAAAUUAGAACGUGGCAAAUUGUAUGCGAUUAUUGGAGCAGUAGGUGCGGGUAAAAGUUCACUGUUAUCUGCUAUACUUGGAGAAUUACCUCUGAUGCAGGGAAGUGUGGAAUUGAAAGGUGGAUUAAGUUAUGCAGCUCAAGAAGCCUGGGUUUUUGGUUCAACGGUACGUCAAAAUAUUAUUUUCGGAGAACCAUAUGAUCGUCAACGAUAUCAAAGAGUUGUAAAAGCUUGCGCAUUAUUGAGUGAUUUCAAACAAUUCCCACAAGGUGAUCAGACGAUCGUAGGUGAACGUGGGAGUUCAUUGUCUGGUGGGCAGAAAGCGCGGAUUAAUUUAGCACGUGCUGUAUACCGUCAAGUGGAUAUUUAUAUUUUUGAUGAUCCAUUAAGCGCUGUUGAUACGCAUGUGGGUAAACACUUAUUUGAAGAGUGCAUUCAAUAUUAUUUAGCUGGCAAGACACGUGUCCUAGCAACUCAUCAAUUGCAAUAUAUCAAAAGUGUUGACGGGAUUCUGCUAAUGGAACACGGCACAGUGCGAUUGUUUGCAAAUUACAUGGAUUUGUUAGCUAUAUGUCCAGAUUACUCGACUCUACUGGCAUCUGACUCGACGAGUGAAAAUGAUGAAUCAUUGUCACUAUCAGCUGAAAAAAUAUCAAUGCGUCGUCAGUGGUCAAGCGCGAGCAAUCGCAGCCGAACACCUGAUCAAUCCGGUGGUGAUACAGACGUUGAAGAUGACGAGGAGGAAAAUGAAGUGAUAAAUAAUAUUGAAGGCACAUCUCGUGGUGUCAUCAAAGGUUCAAUAUUCAUGAAAUAUUUUAGAUCCGGGGCGAACAUUUGCUUUGUCAUUAUGGUCGGCAUUUUAUUCUUAUUAACGCAAGGAGCAGCAAGUCUUAAUGAUUAUUUUGUUCAGAUUCUCGUAAAUGAAGAAGAGACACGUUAUGUGGAGCAUUUGACCAAAAGUAGUAACAAUACAGACGAACCAGCUGUUAACCAAUAUGAUAUUACUCCAGCUUUUCCGUAUGUAUACGCUUACACAGGAAUUGUGUUGUCAGUGUUCGUAAUCGGAAUUACAAGAUCACUAUCAUUUUAUGCUCUUUGUGUAAAAGCAAGUCAACGCUUACAUGAUUGGUCAUUUGAAGCAUUAAUUAGAACGAGUAUGCGUUUCUUUGACACAAAUCCAAGUGGCAGAAUAUUGAAUCGCUUCUCCAAAGACAUGGGUGCUAUUGAUGAGUUAUUACCCAAAGCAUUGCUUGAUGCUGGACAAAUAAUAAUGAUGAUGGUUGGUUCCUUAGUAAUUGUUUGUGUCGUUAAUCCAAUAUUCAUCGUACCGCUAGUUAUCAUUGCAUUUAUAUUUUAUUGGAUCAGAAAAGUGUAUUUGAAAACAAGUAAAAAUGUUAAGCGUUUAGAAGGUAUGAUGAGAUCACCAGUAUUCACGCAUUUAAAUACAACACUCAAUGGUUUGUCGACAAUACGUGCUUACGGUGCUCAAAAUAUACUUAAAAAAGAAUUUGAUAAUUUCCAAGACUCACACAGUUCGUCGUGGUACAUGUUUAUUACGACAAGUACGGCUUUCGGUUUUUCGUUGGACUUAUUUUGUUUUCUUUUUACAGCGAUUGUAACAUUUAGUUUUGUAUUGAUAGAUAUGGGUAUAUCAGGUGCUGAAGUUGGUUUGGCAAUCACAACUGUUAUGUCAAUGACUGGAAUGAUACAGUGGGGAAUGCGCCAGGGUGCUGAAGUUACAAACCAAUUAAUGUCAGUUGAGCGCGUACUUGAGUACACAUUAUUGCCACCCGAAGAUAAUGUAUUUGAUGAAAAACAAAUGUUGAAGAAGACAAAGGCCAAAACCUCCAAAAAGAAAGGGAUUCUUGUUGAAGAGAAGAUUGUAAAUCAUUCACCGGAAUCAUGGCCAACCGAGGGAUGUAUCAAAUUUCAUCAUGUGUACAUGCGUUAUGUAGAAGAAGAUCCUCCAGUACUUAAGGGGCUGAAUAUAGUUAUCAAAGCCAAAGAAAAAGUGGGCAUUGUCGGUAGAACAGGCGCUGGUAAAUCUUCACUUAUUUCUGCUUUGUUCAGAUUAGCUAAAGUUGAAGGUGUCAUUGAAAUCGAUGGCAUCGAUACGGGUUCUAUUUAUCUCGAAGAUUUGCGUCGAAACAUUUCGAUUAUACCUCAAGAUCCGGUAUUAUUUUCCGGGACACUACGUAAAAAUUUGGAUCCAUUCAAUGAGUUUAAGGAUGAAGCGCUGUGGUCAGCAUUAGAAGAAGUCGAGUUAAAAGAUUCAUUUGCGAUGGUAAAUGGAUUAGACUCACGAGUGUUUGAUCGUGGUACCAAUUUCAGUGCUGGACAGCGACAAUUGGUUUGUCUUGCGCGCGCUAUUUUACGAAAUAACAAAGUACUUAUGCUUGAUGAAGCCACGGCAAAUGUUGAUCCACAUACUGAUGGUCUCAUUCAGCGUACAAUACGCACCAAGUUUUCUGAGUGUACUGUGCUGACAGUUGCUCAUAGACUCAACACUAUUAUGGACAGUGAUAAGGUUUUAGUUAUGGACAAAGGACGUAUGGUUGAAUUCGAUCAUCCGUGUAUUCUAUUGAAAAAUGAUCAUGGUCACUUUACAUCGCUUGUUAAACAAACAGGCCGUGCAAUGACUGAUCAAUUGAUGCGUAUUGCGAAACAAGCAUAUGAUAACAAACUUAAUGGUUAA